This is a messenger RNA of Annulohypoxylon maeteangense, 1312 nucleotides long. RefSeq names its product NAD(P)-binding protein. Gene Ontology annotation, molecular function: oxidoreductase activity. The coding region runs from base 307 to 1161 and encodes 284 amino acids. The record is from RefSeq and is a predicted model, not a curated record. The transcript is spliced from 3 exons. NCBI's taxonomy places the organism in Eukaryota, Fungi, Ascomycota, Sordariomycetes, Xylariales, Hypoxylaceae.
GAGGGGCUUCGCAUGGAGUGCCCCUCCAAAACUAGUCCGGGUCGACAUUACCAUUACCUACUACGUCAAGGCCUAACACCUAGGCGGCGGGCCAACGUCUAAUCCAUACCUAGGUACCUUAUCUUAAUCACAUCCUGAUAGACCUCCUCUCCUCUCAAGCUCUAGACCGGCAGCCAGUAAAUCUCAAUCUUGUCCUUCAUACCUUCAUACCUUCAUACCGGCUAGGCCUUGUGUCAUCACCAUACCCUUAUAGUCGAACGUAAUCUCCUCUUUGUGCUAAAACUGUGGUAUUCGAUUUCAAUAAGAAUGACUACAGAAAGCAAGGGUCGUCUGGCUGGCAAGAACGCCAUUAUCACUGGAGGUGCUGGUGGAAUUGGCCUCGAAACAUCUAUCCUAUUUGCGAAAGAAGGCGCCAAUGUUCUGCUGGUUGACAUCUCGGAACCGGCGCUCGAGAAAGCUAAGGCGAAAGUUCUGCAGCUUGUGCCAAAAGCCGGACGAGUAGAAAUCAAGGUUUGCGAUGUUUCCAAAGAAGAGCAAGUCAAGGCGACCAUCGAUUCGCUAGAUUCGUGGGGAGGACUUGACGUAAUCUUCAACAAUGCGGGUAUUAUGCAUGCGCGGGACGACGAUGCAGUUGGUACACCAGAGGAGAUUUGGGACCUGACGAUGUCGAUCAACGUCAAGGGGGUGUGGUACGGGUGUAAGCAUGCAGUGCUCUCUCUGCGACGCAACCAAAAAACCAAGGGCAGCAUCAUCAACACCGCAUCCGUCGUGGCCCUUGUCGGCUCGGCCACUCCGCAGCUAGCGUACACGGCCUCGAAAGGUGCUGUCUUAGCCUUGACCCGUGAAUUAGCCAUCGUUCACGCGCGCGAAGGCUUUCGCUUUAACAGCUUAUGUCCCGCUCCUUUAAACACGCCGUUAUUGCAAGACUGGCUCGGCGACGAUGUGCCCAAGCGUAUGCGACGCGAGAUCCAUUUUCCAGCCGGCCGAUUUGGCGAAGCCAUAGAGCAGGCCCAGGCUGUCGUGUUCUUAGCCUCCGAUGAAGCUAGCUUUGUUAACGGUCACGACAUGGUUGUGGAUGGUGGUAUGACUAAGGCCUAUGUUACGGCCGAGGGUCCGCCUCUAGUCGCCCCUACGAAUAAUGCCUCGAAGAAUGAGCUAUGAGUGGUGAUAGACUCGCUGUUCAUAGAAUGGUUAAUCGAAGACAUAUUAUUUUAAUCCAAAUGAGCCUUCCUAAUUAAACCACCUUAAUCUGGCACCACUCGCACCAGUGCAUGCGAGAUACUUAAGUCUCGAGAAUCUAGUAAUUAAAUCC